Molecule: messenger RNA, 9363 nt
Organism: Rhincodon typus (whale shark)
Lineage: Eukaryota; Metazoa; Chordata; Chondrichthyes; Orectolobiformes; Rhincodontidae
Product: vacuolar protein sorting-associated protein 26B-like
Exons: 6
Coding region: 164-1165 (333 amino acids)
Biological process (GO): retrograde transport, endosome to Golgi; intracellular protein transport
Cellular component (GO): endosome; retromer complex
Source: RefSeq, a predicted model, not a curated record
GAAGUUGCUGCAGAGACACAGAAACAGGAAAAAGGAUCCGAGCCAGCCUGCACUCACUGGGCUGGUAUUUGCACCGGGUCAAUCAGCGUACUUUAAAGUGGGAAGAAAUAGGGGAUUCAGAUCUACGCUGCACUCAUAAGCAAAAACAAAAGACCAGCGGAAAAUGAGCUUCUUCAGUUUUGGGCAAAGUGCAGAAAUUGACGUUGUGUUGAAUGACGCUGAGACUCGUAAAAGAGUAGAGCACAAGACAGAAGAUGGGAAGAAGGAUAAAUACUACCUGUUUUACGAUGGAGAGACCGUCUCCGGGAAAGUAAAUGUCACCCUGAAAAACCCCGGGAAAAGGCUAGAACAUCAGGGGAUUAAAAUCGAGUUCAUAGGGCAAAUUGAACUGUACUACGACCGAGGGAAUCACCAUGAGUUUGUGUCUUUGGUAAAAGACCUGGCCCGACCUGGCGAGAUGACACAGUCCCAAACAUUUGAUUUUGAGUUUACACAUGUAGAAAAGCCUUAUGAAUCAUACACUGGCCAGAAUGUGAAGUUAAGGUACUUUCUAAGAGCAACCAUCAGCCGUAGAUUGAAUGAUAUUACAAAGGAAAUGGACAUUGUUGUUCACACCCUCAGUACCUACCCCGAGAUGAACUCAUCCAUCAAAAUGGAAGUUGGGAUUGAAGAUUGCCUGCACAUUGAAUUUGAAUACAACAAGUCAAAGUACCAUUUGAAGGAUGUGAUUGUGGGAAAGAUCUAUUUCUUAUUGGUUCGAAUCAAGAUCAAGCACAUGGAGAUUGACAUCAUAAAGAGGGAAACUACAGGAACUGGACCAAAUGUGUUUCAUGAAAACGACACAAUAGCAAAGUAUGAAAUAAUGGAUGGAGCCCCAGUCAGAGGUGAGUCCAUUCCUAUCAGGCUUUUUCUGGCUGGAUAUGAAUUAACUCCAACAAUGAGGGAUAUCAACAAAAAGUUCUCUGUACGAUACUACCUCAAUCUCGUUCUUAUUGAUGAGGAGGAAAGGAGAUAUUUCAAACAACAGGAAAUAACUUUGUGGCGAAAAGGAGAUAUUGUUCGAAAGAGUAUGUCCCACCAGGCAGCCAUUGCAUCACAACGCUAUGAAGGAUCGACAAAUACUGGAAACAAGCCUAUGGUACAAAAUCAGGAUGCAGAGAACUAGCCGUUUUUUUUGUCAAAGUCUAGGCAGCUAGAUUAAUAACAUAACCUACUUAAAUCAAUGGCAAAGAAAUUAGUGUUUUUCAAGUUGACAAAAUUUCCUUCAGAUGACAUCUUUGGGACGAGAUGUGACUGAAAUUUAUAGGGCAGCCUUUGUGUUUUAGCAUCACCUUAAUCCAGAUUUUCGUUCUACUUUUGAAACAUGUUGAAGCAUACAAUAUCAUGCGAAACUUAGAGUCAACGAGUCUAGGUUCCAUUAUUAUAUUGUUAUUCAAGCAUGUGCAGUUUUUGUCCUAUCGUGAAGAACCUCUGAAUACAGUACUAGUUUUAUCAGCUUAAUGACCAGUUUUGUCUUAUAAAAAAAAUUAGCUAUUUUCUUCAAAAGGUUUGAACAUCAAGUUAAUCCUAUUUUGCCCCACAUUGCACUGAACUAUUCCACACUCCACAUAUCAUACUAAGAUUGUGCCCCACCUCCCCAACCUAAUCCACACUAGAAGGUUAUAUUAUAAUUGUGCUUUUAAACUGAAUUAUCUGAAUGUUUCCAUUAUUGAUGCAUGCAAUUUUUUUGGGUGUUUCUAGUCACUUGUUCAAAAUGUGUCUGUUCUCUAAACAUUUUAAAGGUGGGGUAUGAUUUAUAUAAAAAAAAUUAUAUCAAUGGAAUUUUUUUUCUAAACCUAAAAGAAGUUCAUACAAUAGAAUUUUAGAAUCUUACAGCACAGGAGGAGGACAGUUGGCCCAUUGUGCCUAUGAUGGCUCUUAGAGCUAUCCAAUUAUUCCCAAUCCCCUUCUUUCCCUAUUGCCUUGCUAUUUUCUCCCAUUCAAGUAUUUAUCAAAGUCCCUUUUGAAAGUUACUAUUGAAUCUUCUUUCAGUACCUUUUCAGGCAGAUUGUAACAACACAUCUCAUGUAUUGUGCUGAAAAUAGUUUGAGUACUCGACCACUUAUGUAGUGAUUUUUUUUUUUCCCCCCAGUAUAACCUGAAAAAUGGUAUUAUGCAUAAAAUUUCAACUGUAUAAAAAUAGUUUGCGUAGAAAAUUUCAAUAUGCACGUUUCCUCUGUAGAAAUCACGAUCAAAUUUUAACAUUCCAUAUUACCAUCUUGUUCAAAUGUGCCAUUUUAAUGCUGCAGAUGUUUUACUCCAAUCAGGACAGUUUAUGGCAAGUUGUAUAUGUAAUGUGUUUAUCAAGAUAUAAAUGUAGGAUCUAGGAAGGCUCAAAGAAUCAUGCAUUCCAAAAUAAGAAGGUGUUUUCACUUAAAGUAACAACCAUCUUACACUAAGGCAAGUGUUUUUUUUUGUGUUUGCAGUGAGCAACAGGCUUUGUUUUUAACCAUGGUUUACUCAAUGAACUGUAAUAGAUUAAUAUUCAACAUCUUAAAUUGCCCAUAAUUUCUUAUCUUUCUGAAUUCAAUGUAAUUUUUUUUAAUCUCAGCUAAAAUAGUUGUACAUGGGAAAGAUGGAAAUUGUUUCCAACCACAUCAAACAAUCUAAAGUAGUGUUAACCUUGACUUUCUAUCCUGCAAAAUGAUUUUGUUUUCUGGAUAUCCUGAAGUAUUGCUAUUUUAUUUGAAGUUAUACAUUUAAAAGUGUGUAUUUAAGUAUCAUUAUCAACUGUUUUUAAAAUCCUAGAUGGUCGAGGUGUAUGUAACCCUUCAGAGCAUUUCUUAAAGGACAGAUGAUCUGAAACCAUUACCCAAAAUGGGCACUCUAGGAAAAAUGAUGCAGUAUUAAAGAUUGUUAUGGGGUACUCACUCUCAAAUCAAAUUGAAUAUUUGAUUUUAUAAAUAACAUUCUCUGGUUUUGUUUGUAACUAUAUCUAGUUUGGUAUGGAAUGCUGUUCCAUUCCGGUUUCCAAUCUUUCCUUUAAGAAGGGUUCUUUGUCAAACUGAAAAUUUAUGGAAAAUGAAACUGUGACCUAAUAAUCUAUUUAAAUGAUAGGUACUACAUUAAUUCCAAAUAGGCUUCCAAAUGUAACAAGUGCUUCCUCCAGUCUCAGUACAAAAUAUAAACAGUAAUCUGCUAGCUGCCAGAUCAAGGCCUUAAGAUCUUGUAAACAGAUAUAAAAGAUCUGUUAGUUCUCAGCAAUGUUGCUUAAUAGACACUUGAUCUUUGUUUACCAUAUCAACCCAGGAGAGGGAGGCAAGCAAUGUGUUGUCCCUAAAUUUUCAGAAAAAAAGAUCUUCUUGGCAACUGAAUCAAAGAAAUUUAAUGUGGAAAAAGGCCAGUUGGCAAGUGUGCAAAAUGAAAGACUCAGUAGAAUAGAACCUCCUGAUUUCUAAAUAGAGCCACUCUGGAUAAAUCAAUAACCUGGUUUAGAAUCAUGGUUUUGAGGGGAAAAAAAGUCUACUGGCUAGGAAUUUGGUAUUUUUCAGGGUGAGCAGGGAGAAUGGUAUUUCAAAGAUUUUUACAUUUUUCUAUUUACAGUAGUUUUAAACAUCUUCCUUUGCCUUUCCAGCCAAAAUCUCUCUCUCAUUCAAUGUCAGUCAGUCUAGGUCAAUAGAAAACAUGAGUUUGUCUUCAGACAUUCUUGUUUGUAAAAUGAACUAGAAACCAAUGGAAAUAAUGUAAUUUUAAAUGGAAAAAUUUUGAAUGUGUCUCAGUAGCAAAAUACCUGUUUAAAAAAAAAAGCAUUGUUCAGUAUUUUUCAAAUUACAUCUUCUGAUGAAAAGAAAAUUACUGUUUUGACUUCUAAAUUGUAACAAUAGCUAGCUAACCUGAUGGACCUGCUGUAUGUCAGCAUUGACAGUGGAAAAUUAGUUGACUUAAUACUUCAGUAUUGCAGACUAAUAAUUAAUUUUGCAGGUUAAUUGUACUUAUAAUUGUCACCCUACUUUUUGCAUGAAUAAGACCUGAUGUUUCAAUUUCAAUUGACCACAAUCCAAUUUAUUACAAACAGUAUGAGUACUUGGAUAUAAAUUCUUAAGUUACAUUGGGAAUUCUUGGCUGACAUUUUUAUUUUCUCAUUUCUCAUUACUGAAUUUCUUUAAGGCAGGAAGUGUACAAAUCUUUGGAAAUAUUUUUGUUUUUUUUCUCUGAACAAGUGAAAAUAUUUCUAGAUUAACAUUAACUUUUUCAAUUUAAUAUAUUGUCCCAUUUCAUAAUGCUUAUUAAAAUUGUGAUAAUGAAGGUAGUGGUUACUGGUUAGUAAUACGUUUGUUCAGGACUUUGAAGCUUGCAAUAAUCAUCGGUUAUUUGCAUCAGUUUCAUAUAACCCAUGAAGCCUUUUGCGCAGCACCCUAUAUUUUAUUUGUCUGAUCUAAGUAAAAAGGCAGGCAUGGAUCGCAGUGGGUGGGAGUAUUUGAGAUAGAUAUUACCAUCAAAAACAGAAACUAAACUUUUGUUCAGACUUUCUUCAUACACUUGGUGGAAAUGGCUGGAUAGCCACCAUAGGGCCCUCCUUUACUAUUCCUCCCUAGACCGCCUUUAAUGGCAUUUAACGUAAGGGAAAACUUAAUUAGGGCAGGCAAUGGCCUAACAAUAUUAUCAUGUUAUAGACUAUUAAUCCAGAAACUUGGGUAAUGUCCUGGGAGACCCGGGUUUGAAUCUCACCACAGCAGAUGGUGGAAUUUAAAUUCAAUAAAUAUCUAGAAUUAGGAAUCUAAUAAUGACUAUGAAACUACUGUCGAUUGUCAGAAAAAUCCAUGUGGUCCACUAAUGUCCUUCAGUAAAGGAUAUCUGCCAUUCUUACCUGAUCUGGUCUAUGUGUGACUCCACAGCCACAGCAAUGUGGUUGACUCUCAACUAUCCUUGAAAUGGCCUAGCAAGCCAUUCAAUCUCAAAAAAGGAAUGAAACUGGAUGGACCACCUGUCAUCAGCGUAGACACUUACAAAGUUCUCCUCACUCACAUCUGGGGUCUAAUGCAAUAAUUGGGUGAGCUGUCUCACAGACUAGUCAUGCAACAGCCUGAUAGUUACAGUCAUGGAAUGUUCCAGGCACCACCACCACCACCCUUGUGUAUGUCCUGUCCCAUUGCCAAGACAGGCCCAGCAGAGAGGUUGGGGCACACUGGUGUACUGCCAGGAGAGCAGUAGCCUGCGAGUCUUCAACAUUGCCUCUGGACAACAUGAGAUCUUGUAGCAUCAAGUCAUGCACAUGCAAGGAAAUCUCCUGCUGACUACCACGUAUUGCCCUCCCUUGGCUGAUGACUUUGCGCUCCUCUAUGUUGAACAACUCGAGCGCAGAAUGUAGUCUGAGUGGGAGAUUUCAGUGUUCCCCACAAGAGUGGCUCGGCAGCAGCAUUACUAAUUAAGUUGGCCAGAUCCUAAAGGACAUACUGCUUGUCUGCGUCUGCAGCAGGUGUUGAGGGAACCAACAAGAUGGAAAAACAUACCUGACCUCGUCCUUACCAAUCUGCCUGCUGCAGAUGCAUUUGUCCACAAUAGUAUUGGUAAGGGUAAUCACCAUACACUUCUUCACUUUGAUACUGUCUUACAUCAUGUUGUGCAGCACCGUCGCUGUGCUAAAUGGUACUGACUUCAAACUGAUCUAGAAACUUAAGCCUGGGCAUCCAUGAUGUGCUAUCAGCCAUCCGUAGAAGCAGAAAUAUAUUCCUGUGCAAAUCUGCAAACUCUCAGCCCUGCAUUUUCCCCGCUUUAUCAUAUCCAUCAAGCCAUGGGAUCACCUCUGGUUCGAUAGAGAAUACAGUAGGGUACGGCAGAAGAAGUACCAGGCAUACAUACGAGACAAAAAUGAGGUAUCAAUCUGCUGAAGGAACAAAACAGGACUACUUGUAUACAAAACAACACAAGCAGCAAGUGAUCCCAUAAUCAAAGAAUCAGAUGUACGCUCUGCAGUCCUGCCACACUCACUUGUGAUUGGUGGUGGAUCAUAAAGCACCUCACUGGAAGAGGAGACUCCACAAACAUCUCCAUCCUUAAUGACGGCAGAUCCCAGCACACCAGUGCAAAAGGCUGAAACAUUCACAACAAUCCUCAGCCAAAGUGCCAAGUGGAUGAUCCAGCUCAACCCCUCCAGAGAUCCUAAGUUCAUAGAUGCCAGUCUCCAAAUGAUUUAAUGCACUCUACAUUAUAUCAAGGAAUGGUUGGAGGCAUUGGCUACAGCAAAGGCAAUGGGCCCUGAAAACAUUCUGGCAAGAAUACUGAAGACUGGAGCUCUAGAAUUGACCGCACCCCUAGCCAAGCUGUUCCAAUACUGCUCCAACACUGGCAUCUGCCUGACAGUGUGGGAAAUUGCCCAUGUAUGUCCUGUACCCAAAAAGCAGGACAAAUCCAACCUGGCCAUUGGAUACCGUCAGUCUAACUCUUGAUCAUCAGUAAAAUGAUGGAAGGUGUCAUCAACAGUGUCAUCAACAGUGUCAUCAAGCAGCACCUGCUCAGUGAUGCCCAGUUUGGGUUCCCCCAGGGUCAUCGGCACCGGACCUCAUUACAGCCUUGGUUCAAACAUGGACAAAAGAGUUGAAUUCCAAAAGUGAGAUGAGAGUGACAGCCAUUGACAUCAAGGCCACAUUUGACUAAGUAUGGCAUCAAGAAGCCUUAGCAAAAUUGAAGUCAGAAUGAAUUACGGAAAACUCUUCAAUGCUGAGAGGCAUACUUGGCAUGUAGGAAGGAUGGUUGAGGUUGUUGGAAGUCAGUCAUCUCAGCUUCAGGACAUCUCCGCAGGAGUUCCUUAGGGUAGUUUCCUAAGUUCAACCAUCUUCAGCUGCAUCACCUUCCCUCCAGCAUUAAGUGUGGAUGCUCGCUAUUGAUUGUGCAAUGUUCAGACUAUUUAUGGUUCCUCUAGUACUGAAGCAGUCCAUGUCCAAAUGGAACAAGACCUGGAUAUUAUCCAGGCUUGGACUGAAAAAUGUCAAAUAACAUUUACGCUAAACAAAUGCAUGGCAAUGACUAUUUCCAGUAAGAGAUAAUCUAACCACUGCCCCUAGAUGUUUAACGUCAUUACUAUUCCUGAAUUCCUCACUGUCAAUGUCCUGGGAGUUACCAUUCAUCAGAAAAUUGAACGGAUUCACCAUUUAAAUGCAGCAGCUACACGAGCAGGUCGGUGGCCCGGAUACUGUCGCGUGUAACUUACCCAAAGCCUGUCCACCAUCUGCAAGGCAUAAGGGAGGUGAAUGAUGAAAUACUCCCCACCUGCCUGGAUUAGGGUAGUUCCAAUAACAAUUAAGAAGCUUGAUACCAUCCAGAACAAAGCAGCCUGAUUUACUGACACCACAUCCUCAAAUACUGUCUUUCCACUGAUGCACAGUAGCAGCAGUGUGCACCAUCUACAAAUGAAUUACAAAAAUUCACCAAAGAUCUUUGAGCAGCACCUUCCAAACCCACAACCACUACCGUCUGGAAAGACAAGGUCAGCAGAUACACGGGAAUACCACCACCUUCAAGUUCCCCUUCAAGCCACUCACCAUCCUGACCUAGAAAUAUAUCACCAUUCUUUCACUGUCACUGGGUCAGAAUCUUCGAAGUCCCUCCCUAGUGGCAUUGUGGAACCUUACAGCAGGCAGACUGCAGUGGUUCAAGAAGGCAGGUCACCACUAUCUUCUCAAAAGCAACAAAUCCUGGCCAAGCCAGCAACACCCACAUCCCAUGAGUGAAUAUUUAAAAAGAAACUUGGUUGCUAAGUGAUUCCCUUACUACAUUUGUGUUUGUUUUCAUGUGUGCCAUUUUUACCAGCAAAAUAUAGCCCAGGUUAUAGAAUAGAAUAGAAUUCCUACAGUGCAGAGAAAAGGCCAUUCAGUCCAUCAAGUUAGCACUAACCCUUCAAACAGUAUGCCACCCAGACUCACCUCCACCCUCCCACCCCCAUCCCUUUAGCCUGCAUUUACCAUGACUAAUCCACCUAGCCUGCAUAUUCCUGGACACAACUAAGCAAUUUAGCACAGCCAAUCCAACUCAUCUGCACAUCUUUGGACUUUGGGAGGAAACCGGAGCACCCAGCAGAUUCCCAUGCAGAUACAGGGAAAACAUGCAUACUCCACACAGUCACCCAAGUUUGGGAUUGAACGCAGGUCCCUGACGUUGAGGGGCAGCAGUGCCAAGCACUGUACUGCUCAUAUGUUGCUACAUUUUAUUUUCUGUUGAGAUGGGAACUGUUCUAGAGUUUGUGAGAGUCUGCAAUUGAAGCAACCUCAGUGUAAUCAGUCAAUGUAUUCUGCACCAUUUUGCUUGUUUCUUUUGCUGCUAUCAUCUGCAGGCGUUGUUCUUGAGGAAGCCUUCAUGCUUUGAAAUUAACUUUUAAGAAGUACUUUUGGACAUUAGGUCUAUUGGAAAAGAUAGCACUUGUUGAAGCAAAUUAUAAAAUGCCUUGAUAAUCUUAGUGGUAGAGAAUAUCAUUAAUAUUGUAAUUUUUUCUGGAUAGUUUUACGUGCAAUUAUCCAGGUUAGUGAUGCCUUGUCUUAACUUCAUUUAUUAUGAUACUGCUAUCUUAGCUUUGUGGUUUACAAAAAUUUUUAAGAGGGAGGAGAAAGGCAGAAUGUAUUGUGAAUUUAAGUAGAAUUUUUUUAUUAUGACAAACAGUAUAUAAGUAGUAAUGUGGAAAACAAUUGUAUUUUGUACCCCCAAAACAGAACAGAAAAUAAGUUUAGAUGGUUGUGGUUAAGACACUGAUCAAGCACAUUCAAGUUAGUUGCAUUCUACAGUUUCACAAUUAAAUAAUCAACCAGGAGCUCUGGCAUUGCACUGUAUUCAAUCAGUCAUGUGACCAGGUUGAUAUUCAAACUCAUCCAUUUUUAGUUUGACAUUUUGCAGCAGAAACUGUUAUCAGCGAUCUCCUUAAUCCUCGACUAGAGAAGACUCACCAAAGCCUUUGAGACGUUCUGUCCUGAUUGACACUAGAAAACAAAACAGAUCUCGAGGGUGAAAAAAUUAAUCAUGUGAUAGCUUAGCUUUUUAUAGUAAUUGGUUACUGUAAAAGAAUUUUGUGUACAUCUUUGUGAAACUGCCAUCAUUGAAAGCAUAUAUGCCUGCUUGUGUCAGUAGCUAGUUUAAGUAGUUUCUUCAAAUUAAGUUUGUACAUGUCUAUAAAUACUAGAUUGUUUUGAAAGGGCACAAAAGGCUAUAUAGUUAAUUGUUUUAGAACAUUCCUUUUAAUAUUGUACAUGCACAAUUCGUUUUAUUUGAAAAUCUAUCAUUAAAAAAUACCUUGACUAGUUCACAAGAAUGAAACCUCAGUGUGCGAAAGAAACCAGAUUUGUACAUUUUCUUCCUAUGACGAUAUACUGGAUUUUACAAAAUACAGUUGUCAAAUGUAAA